GAUAAAAAGCGUGUGAUGUUAUUUAACUGCCGUCAACGAAUUUAACAAGAAUUGUAAAAAAGUGCUGUGAUAUUGUAAUGGUUUUAAAAAUGAAAAAUAUUUUUUUCCUGAGCUUCUGUCUCACUGUGGUCACAGGAUACAAUAUCUUGGGAGUUUUCCACACAGGAGGCAAAUCACACUACAUCUUAGGAGCGGCUCUGAUGAAGGGAUUGGCAGAUGCUGGACACAAUGUGACAAUCGUGGCGCCGUUCAGACAUCCCGAUCCAUCAGACAACAUGCGCGAGGUUGUUAUCACAAGUCUGCCGAAUAUAGAUGUUAGCAAGUCAUUUCUUCAAGAAGAUCCCAAGUCGUUCAUGGCACAGGUUAAUGAGUUUAUAGAUAUGUUCAUUAACAUGACACACUUAGUUCUCACGGAUCCAGCAGUUGUGGAUUUGAUGCAAAAGCGAGAAAAGUUCGAUGUGAUCAUACAGGAAAUCUUCCUGGCUGAAGCAAUGUUGGGCUUUGGAAAGCAUUUCGACGCUCCUAUUGUUGGAUUUUCAACAUUUGGUGCCUCGAAGUGGAACACAGACCUCAAUGGAUCACCUUCGCCCCCUUCUUACGUAGCAAAUGUGAAUCUGGUAUUCUCAGAUCGCAUGACGUUCUUCCAAAGAUUCAUUAAUAUUAUCACAAUGGCUAUUGAGGAGGUGUACUUUGGUUAUUACUUCCAUGGAUUGCAAGUGGAACUCUACAACAAAUACUUCCCAGAACCAAAACCAACACUUGAAGAGCUUAAAGCGACUCACGUAUCCUUGGUUCUACUUAACUCCCACUUCUCAUUGGGUUAUCCUCGACCUUACUUGCCGAAUAUGAUAGAAAUUGGUGGCUUUCACGUGAAUAAGAAACCGAAGUCACUGCCAAAAGAUCUUCAGGAGUUUCUGGACAAUUCUCCGAAUGGUGUCGUCUACUUUUCACUGGGAUCCAAUCUUAAGAGUGCUGAUCUGCCAACUCAAAAGAGGGAUGAUAUUUUGAAAGUCCUUGGCACAUUAAACGUGAAUGUAAUGUGGAAAUGGGAGGACGAUAAUCUUCCUAAUCAACCAAAGAACGUCCUGAUCCGCAAGUGGUUUCCUCAAGAUGAUAUCCUAGCUCAUCCCAAUGUGAGAUUAUUUAUCACUCAUGGAGGACUUCUCAGCACAAUGGAGUCAAUUUAUCAUGGAGUUCCCAUUCUUGGGAUUCCCAUCUUCGCUGAUCAGCAUAGAAACAGCGGUACAGCACAAGCAGCUGGUUAUGGCUUGACUGUUACUUACACAAACCUCACAGAAGAAUCAAUUUCUUGGGCCAUCAAUGAGUUACUCUCCAACGAUAAAUAUUCUAUUCGAGCCAAAACUAUUUCCGCACGAUUCCGGGAUCAACCUGAAGAUCCCAUGAGCAGAGCUGUUUACUGGAUUGAGUACGUUGCUCGACACGGAGGAGCCAAACACUUGAUCUCCGGAGGACAGGAGCUGAGCUUCAUCCAAUACCACAAUUUGGACGUUUUCGCUCUUCUUCUUGCUGUGCCUUUACUUAUUUUUGUAAUCCUUAAGCGAAUGUUUAGAAAAUUGAUGAAGAAGAUUUGUAAAAGAACUUGUAAAGAAAAUCUUACUAAGAAGCUAAAAUAAAGUAAGUCUUUCUGGGUUG
Molecule: messenger RNA, 1653 nt
Organism: Phlebotomus argentipes
Lineage: Eukaryota; Metazoa; Arthropoda; Insecta; Diptera; Psychodidae
Product: UDP-glucosyltransferase 2-like
Exons: 2
Coding region: 78-1634 (518 amino acids)
Molecular function (GO): UDP-glycosyltransferase activity
Source: RefSeq, a predicted model, not a curated record